ACCUGGGACUAGGACCUUCUUAGGACAAUGACAAUACUGGCAGCAACCAACUUCGUAAUUAGCUGUUAAUCCAUCCCAGACAUCUCACACAUUCGGCUCGACAAACCUCCUUCUUCUGCCCGUGUCUGGUCCACCGAGCCCGAAUCCCUGCUGACAAUCGGCCAGUACAGCUGAACACUUCUGGAGCUAUCCCAACGGCAAGGUCCAGCGUUGCGACGUCCUCCCCCCGAUCGCCCACUUCCAUCGGCCCGUCGUCCGUCGCGAAGAAUCCCAACCGCCAUGGCGCCCCGAAUUGAGCCCCAGGAAGUUGAAACUUACUGGAACAUCUUCGCGACGCGGUCCGGCGGAAGCAAAUACCUGACGGGGGAACAAGCUGCUCCGGUUCUUAAGAACAGCGGCCUCAGCGAUAUUCAGCUCGAACGGGUUUGGGAUCUUGCAGAUAUCGACAACGAUGGGAACCUCGACUUUGAAGAAUUCUGCGUAGCCAUGCGCAUUAUCUUUGAUAUUCUGAAUGGCGAAUAUGCCGACGUCCCCACGAUUAUCCCCGAUUGGCUCGUCCCCGAGUCAAAAGCCCAUCUUAUACAGGCCAGCAAAGCUCUCACUGGAAAUCAACCUCAGUUUGAGCAGGUGGACGACGACUCGGAUACACCGGGCCUCAAAGAUGGCUUCGAUUGGUACAUGAGCCCACAGGACAAGGCCAAAUACGAAGCGAUAUACCUGGAGAACCGCGACAUGCGAGGCGAAAUAUCAUUUGAAUCACUCCAAGAUCUCUACGAAUCCCUCGAUGUCCCGGACACGGACAUCCGGUCCGCGUGGAAUCUCAUCAACCCUUCGGCCGGCUCCACCAUCAACAAGGACGCAUGCCUUGCCUUUCUCCAUAUCCUGAACAACCGCCACGAGGGCUACCGAAUUCCCCGGACAGUGCCCGCCUCCCUGCGAGCGAGCUUCGAGAGGAACAAGAUCGACUAUCAGCUCGACAGCAACCGACCGGGCGCCUCGCGCUGGGCGACCAAGGCCGACGAUUCGACCGCCACGGGCCGUAAGACCAAGUUCGGGGACCAGUACCUGACCCGUCUGGGCCGCAGCGGGUUCAAGUCGAGCGGCACCGACUUCGGCUCGGCGGCGAAGAUAGACGCCGAGUGGGACGAGGUCCGGCUGAAGCGGCAGCUCCAGGAGUUGGAAGAGAAGAUCGCGCGGGUGGAGGCCGACGUGGAGCGGAAGAAGGGCGGCAAGCGCGACUCCAGGCCGGCCCUCGUCAAGCGCGAACUUGAGCAGCUGCUCGACUACAAGCGCAAGGAGCUGCGAGAGCUCGAGGAAGGUUCCGGGAAGAGCAAGGUCGGAAGCAGCCUCAAGGGCAUCCAGGAGGACCUGCAGACGGUGCGCGAACAGGUCGAAGGUCUCGAGUCUCAUCUGAGCUCAAGAAAUCAGGUGCUGGAGCAGCUACGGAGAGAGAUCGAAGACGAGAGGGCGAGCAGGUGAGGCGCGAGGCGUGAGCGACGGGAAUAAGACACCCCGUAAAAGACGAGACGAGAACAUGCCCUUUAAUACAGUCACUUUUGUAUACAGAAACUUUUAUUCAGCAUGUUUAUUGAGGGUGAACGGUGGAAUCGUCGCAUGUACCCCUUUUUUACCCUGUUUUACGGCUGCAUGUAAUAAAAGACGAUGGGUGGGGUUCGUAUUAAUGGGCACUCGGUGAACGGGGUAGGUAAAUGGAGAGAUGCAUUUCUGGAAGCACAUUUGCCAUGCCUGAUCGACGAACG
Sodiomyces alkalinus F11 is the source of this 1760-nucleotide messenger RNA. Its product is annotated as EF-hand. Gene Ontology annotation, molecular function: protein binding; calcium ion binding. Lineage: Eukaryota; Fungi; Ascomycota; Sordariomycetes; Glomerellales; Plectosphaerellaceae. The transcript is spliced from 3 exons. The coding region runs from base 280 to 1479 and encodes 399 amino acids. Gene Ontology annotation, cellular component: actin cortical patch; nucleus; mating projection tip. The record is from RefSeq and is a predicted model, not a curated record. Gene Ontology annotation, biological process: actin cortical patch assembly; endosomal transport; endocytosis.